Molecule: messenger RNA, 696 nt
Organism: Hepatospora eriocheir
Lineage: Eukaryota; Fungi; Microsporidia; Hepatosporidae
Source: the annotation of a GenBank genome assembly
AUGUUAAAGCUAUUAAAAGAUAUGUUAUAUUUAAGUAAUGUAGAUGCAGGUGUUGUAAACACUAAGAUUAUUGUGGAGCCUGAAGCAUACGAGAUUUCAAAAAUAGAAAAUGCAAAAAAUCCUAUUUUACUAGAUGCUGCCAAAUAUAAAAUGGUACCUACUUUUAUAUUUACAAUGAUAGUAAAUCCUAAUACUAUUGAUUGUGUCAUUCCUCCUCCUAUAAUGACGCUUUUCAACACUUUUGUAAUCAAAAGUAUGGACUGUCCCACCGUCUAUCCUCUAUGGACCCAUUAUGCUUAUAGUAAGUUCCCCGGAUAUUCUUGUUACGAUUCUGAUAAAAUUCUUAGACAUUUUAAUCCUAAUUGCAAUGACAAUAGUGGUGGAAAGUGUCCUGAAGGUUAUAAAAAAAUUAGUCUUAAAGAAUUUGCUGAUAGAACUGAUGCUGAAUUGGAUAAACUUGUUGAAUCUUCUGCUAUAGGUCCACAAAAGAAGAAAAAGGGUAAGAACUCUCACAAGAAACAAUCUAGUAAAAGCAAGGAAGAAAAUAAAGAUAAAGAAUCUCAAACUAAGGAUGAAAAUAAUAAGGAUGAUAAAAAAGAUAAAGAAACUAAGGAUGUUGAAAAGGAAAAAGACCAAGAAGAGAAAAAGGACAAAGAAGAGAAAAAACCUGAAGAAAAUAAUAAUGAGACUGUUUGA